Brassica oleracea var. oleracea is the source of this 2506-nucleotide messenger RNA. Its product is annotated as P-loop NTPase domain-containing protein LPA1 homolog 1. The transcript has 8 exons. The record is from RefSeq and is a predicted model, not a curated record. Bases 194 to 2371 code for a protein of 725 amino acids. Lineage: Eukaryota; Viridiplantae; Streptophyta; Magnoliopsida; Brassicales; Brassicaceae.
AGAAAGAGAGAGAGAGAGAAGAGGAAGGUGGGCUUCAAAAAGAGAGGACUCGUGGAGGCUUUACUGAAGCGAUCCGUGGAACCAACCUGACACAAAGUGGCCACAACAUCUUCUCCUUCUCCGCCUUAACGUUUGAUACAUUCACGAUUCUUAACCCUAAUCUUCACGCUCGUUUCCUUCCUAAACAAGAAAUAUGACGGAGGCGACGAAGGUGAUGUACAUAGUGGUGGUCGACGGCGAUGUUGAUAUAACGACGGCGAUUCUCGAAGAAGACGGAAGCGGGAAUUGGAAAGAUUCGUUUAGGUAUACGCGUCCGGUUUUGCAAAGCACUCUUCAGCUCAUGGGAUGCAAAGCGCGUCACGCCUUCAAGAUUAGCCGCAGGGCUUUCGAGUUAAUAAGAAGUGAGGGAUCAUUAAUACUUUCCCCCUCACAUGGGAAAGAAUCUGUAUUUGGGAAGGCAGUUGAUGCUCCCUCAGCUUGUGAUGGUGUAGAAAAGGUUAACAAAGUUAAUUUCUCAGCUACCAAUGAUGCUGAUGAUAAGAGCAGAAGUAAGCCGUUUGAGAUGUAUAAAAAGCGCACAACCGUUGUUGUUUUGAGGGAGACAUUUGUAAACGUUGUCUGUGACGCUCUUGCUGAAUACAAGUAUGUGGGUCAUGACCAAAGGGCUGACUUGAUUCUGGCGUGCAAGAUUAGAGAAAGGAAAGAAUCUGUGACGGUUCUGCUGUGUGGCACUAGUGGCUGUGGCAAAUCUACACUCUCUGCACUUUUGGGCAGCAGGUUGGGCAUUACAACAGUUGUCUCAACUGACUCAAUCCGCCAUAUGAUGAGAAGUUUCGUUGAUGAGAAGCAGGAUCCUCUGCUUUGGGCUUCCACCUACCAUGCUGGAGAGUACCUCGACCCUUUGGCAGUUGCCGAGUCUAAAGCCAAAAGAAGAAGAGCCAAAAAGCUGAAUACUUAUGGAAAAUCACUACUUGAGGACGAGAAACCAAAUGCCUUUGCAGAUUCUCAAUCGACCACACCUGUACUGUUAAGCCACAAGCAAAUGGCUGUAGAAGGAUUCAAGGCUCAGAGUGAAAUGGUGAUUGAUAAUCUCGAUAGGCUCAUUACCUCAUGGGAAGAAAGGAAAGAGUCUGUGGUCGUUGAAGGUGUCCAUCUAAGCCUUAACUUUGUGAUGGGGCUGAUGAAAAAGCAUCCUUCAAUAGUUCCUUUCAUGGUUUACAUCUCAAACGAGGAGAAACAUUUGGAACGGUUUGCAGUGAGAGCUAAGUACAUGACACUUGACCCAGAGAAAAACAAGUACGUGAAGUAUAUACGUAACAUCAGAACCAUACAAGACUACUUGUGCAAAAGAGCUGACAAACAUCUAGUUCCCAAGAUAAACAACACCAACGUUGACAAAAGCGUGGCAGCAAUCCACGCGACGGUCUUCAGUUGCAUGCGUAGGCGAGAAGCAGGAGAGCAGCUCUAUGAUGCUACCACCAAUACUGUCUCUGUGAUAGAUGACGAGUAUAGGAACCAGUGUACAGCUAAUUCAUUGAGUUCCAAAGGAAUGUUUCAGCUGAUCCAAAGGAAAGGCUCUUCUAGGAAUCUAAUGGCUCUUCUGAAUACUGAUGGCACUUUCGCAAGAACUUGGCCGCUUGCUGGUAAGGUUGAUGAGACCGGGAAGCCUGUCUUUUGUAAUGAGACAAAUGGGAUGGAGCAUCCUGUUUAUGGUUACUUACAGAAAGCCGAACCGGUGAAUCUUCAGUUUGGCCUGUUUGGGAUCAGUGCUUGGCCUAGUGAUGGAGCCACGAGCCGCGCUGGGAGUGUGGACUUGGGUGAAAACGCUAGUAGGCAUUACUCUUCUUGUUGCAGCUCGCCUAGGAUGUCUGAAGGAACUUCAAAAGAGCUUAAGGAAGAGCAGUCCGUGCAUGGUAGCGAUGAAGAAGUUGAAGAUGAUCCUCCUGAGCAAGAAGAUACAGAUUUUAGCGAUGAUGAUGAUAACAAGCGAGACCAUGAAGAGGUGGGUUCAGUUGAUGAGCAGUCUACAAAGUCAGACGAGGAGUACGAUGAUCUUGCAAUGGAAGACAAAAGCUACUGGACAGAUGACGAGGAAGAGUCUAGAGAUACGGUCGCGGUAAUGUCUGAGAAAAACCACAAGCCGGCAACAAAAGAUGACAAGUACAUACAGAACUUGGAUCUUUUCCUUCGGACCGCGAACCAGCAGCUGGUCGAGCCGCUUGAGCUAUGUGCGUCGCUGCUCACGUGCGAGUAUGGAGAUGCAAGACUCUGGUCGGGUAAAGAAAAGAUGAGGAAGCGUUCUCUAAGCAUAUCAGCUCUUGGAAAACGCGGGUCGGGUUUGGGUGAUCCGAUUCUCUUGGGUGCCCCAUGAUCCUUAGCUUUGGUUGCUAGUAAACUCCUCAGUUUAUGAAUUAUGGUUUAGUCUUUAGUUUAAGUUUUGUGUUCGUGUGUGUGUAUAGUCUUGCCUCAAACCUUGGGGUUGCUUAAUGUGCACUUUUUUUUCUUA